AUGAAGAAGAAUCUAAGACAUCUAGCACUUGUUAUGUCUGUCUACAAUAAGUCUGAUGUCCAUCCCUCAACCUUCAUUCUCAUUGGCAUUCCUGGAUUGGAGGCAGCACACAUGUGGAUCUCCAUUCCCUUUUGUGUGGUCUACAUUUUGGCACUAGUGGGAAACUGUUCUCUUCUGUUUAUCAUCAAGACAGACGUCAGCCUCCAUGAGCCAAUGUACCUCUUCCUCUGCAUGUUGGCAGUGGCUGACCUUGUGGUGUGCACUACAGCUGUUCCCAAACUUCUCAGUCUCUUCUGGUUUCAUGAUGGAGAGAUUUCCUUUGAAGCUUGCCUCACUCAGGUCUUUCUGAUUCACUCUUGCUCAACCAUGGAGUCUGGCUUUUUCUUGGCCAUGGCAUUUGACCGUUAUGUAGCCAUUUGUAACCCAUUAAGACACUCAGCUAUUUUGACACACACUGUAACCGGAAAGAUAGGUCUAGCUGUUGUCCUUCGGGGACUAGCCCUUCUCAGUCCUCACCCUUUCUUGCUAAGUUGGCUUCCUUAUUGUAAGACCAACAUAAUUUCUCAUACUUAUUGUGAGUUCAUGGCCCUCAUCAAGAUUGCCUGUGCUGAGACAUCCAUCCGCAGAGCUUACAGUCUCGUUGUUGCCUUCCUCACUGGGGGUGUUGACUUCAUACUCAUCAUUUGUUCUUAUGUCCUUAUACUCAACACUGUCUUCCACCUUCCUUCCAAGGAUGCCAGACUCAAGACUCUGAGCACCUGUGGAUCACAUGUUUGUGUCAUCUUAGUGUCGUAUACCCCUGCCUUCUUCUCCUUCCUCACCCACAGGUUUGGGCAUAAAGUGACACCCAAAGUGCACAUAUUUGUGGCCAAUAUCUAUCUUCUUGUACCACCUAUGGUGAACCCCAUUAUUUAUGGAGUAAGGACCAAGAACAUAAGAAACAGAUUUCUCAAAGUAUUCAGGUUUUGAAAGCUUACAAACUAAAUUGGUUUUGUUGAAGAGUGCAAUCUAAGAACACUCUUUUAUCUAAUUUAGGACAUGAGUUAAUUUUCUUUAUUUUAAAGUAUUUUUGUAAGAUAACUAAGGGUUUUCAGUGGAAAUUGACUCAUGAAGUUAUAAUUGUUUGCUAAAAAUAUACAAUUGUAGUUUUCCUGUGAAUUUCAGACCUGUUUCCCAAACAAGGAAUAAUUACUCUACAAUGAUACCCUAAUCAUUAUCCUAUAAAAAUUAUUUGAAUUUAAUUACUAUGAUUGCAAUACACAGUAUUUAAAUGUUCCAUUUAACAUAAUGCCUAUAUCCUCACUAUAGAAAAUAUGAUUCUGGAUUUGUGUGGAAAUUGGGGAUUAUAGAAAAGCAUAAAGCUUUGAGGACAUCUUACUUUGAACAUAGUUUUCAUCUAUUUUGACAACACUAUAUAUCUCUUCAUAGCCUGUUGUAAUUAUUUCUCAUUUCUUCCAGUAUUAUUCUGUCCCUUCUUUUUUGAGAGCAUCUUGUCAUCCAUUCUUAAUGUAGACCCACAAAAUGUUGCCUGUCAGUCAUUUGUUAUGGAA
Messenger RNA from Peromyscus leucopus (white-footed mouse), 1550 nucleotides. Its product is annotated as olfactory receptor 52D1-like. Gene Ontology annotation, cellular component: membrane. The coding region runs from base 1 to 969 and encodes 322 amino acids. Gene Ontology annotation, biological process: G protein-coupled receptor signaling pathway. Lineage: Eukaryota; Metazoa; Chordata; Mammalia; Rodentia; Cricetidae. Gene Ontology annotation, molecular function: G protein-coupled receptor activity; olfactory receptor activity. The record is from RefSeq and is a predicted model, not a curated record. The transcript has a single exon.